CAAAACCCCACAUUAGAAAAUCAUAUCUUUUGUGUUAAAAUUAGAUGCUAGAUAAAAUUGUGAAAAUCCAAUGUUGAUGGCUGAAGUAAUAGUCAUAAACAAUUUCACCUCACAUACAGUCAUAUAUAUGAACCUUGUACUACCUACAGUAUGAUAGGUAGUGGUAAUAGGGAACAUGUAUGAUUUAUUUUUUUGUAUUUUGUUAUUCAUGUAACACCUGAAAAGUGUGUUCCAGCUGAUAAUCCUUGUUCAUCUGGCUGCUAAAUUAAAGGCUGUUUUACUGGUAGAAUCAUCCGACAAACAUGGGUGACUGUCAAAAUUUAUUUUCAAUUGAAUAAUUAAAACUGCAAUGCUAAAGUCAUUCAAAUAAAUGCCAAUUUCUUGGCAUGCUUUACAGUAAAGUCAGUGUUCACAACAUGUCAUUUGAUUGGUUUUUUUGUUAGUUUGCUCUUGAGUUUUUGACAUACCAUUUGUAGAUUAACAAAGUAUAUAUACAAUAUGUUUAUUACCCCUAAUUACAAUGAAAUGUUGUAAAAAAUAUGAAUCUUUUACUCCCCUGACAUCUGCUCUGUAUUUGAGGCAAUAUAUGAUAUUAUGAAAGCACCUAUUUUUACAAUGAUGACUGAUUUCUUAAUCUUUAUCUUCAGCACAAAUAUACCAGCAUCAACACCUACUUCAGUUUAUGCACUGAUAUUUUUGCUUUAUAGGUUAGUUUGCUGUUACCAGUCAUUCCUUUGAGGGUUUAGCAUAUCUUGUUAUUUUUGGCAUUUUAUCAGAAGGCUUUCCCAGACUGUGGUGGUGUAUAUCCACCAACAUGUCUGCUGCAUCCAUACUGGUAUUGUCCAUUAUAUCUUUUGUCACAUGAUGUAGUCUAUAGGUUGUUCUUGCAUCACCUUCCAGCUAUAUGUGUGACGGGGGUAAAUAAAAGCUCCAAUAAUCAAUGUGCAAGCUUCUCUCUGUAGUGCACUUAGUUUAGCAGAGUCAGUACAUUGUGCUGCCUUGCCCACUAAGGUACAUAUCCAUAGGUUAUCAUGUAUAAUGACAGUGGUAGAAUGCUAAAACAAACAAAACAAAGCUUAGGUUUCAUUCUCCAAAUCUUCCCACAGACCUUUCAUCAGUUUCACAAGAUCCUUGCCUUCUUAAAGACUACUUCCGGAUGGAUUUUAUCUAAGGUUACUCCUAGAUAUAUGUUUUCACCUCAAAUUGUUGGUGAUUGCUUGAAAAGUACUAUGACCAUUUUCUUCAAGUGGAUUGGCUUUCCUUCCUCUCUCACCAAUUUGAUAUUGUUCUUAACACUUUCCGAAAUAUUUUAGUCAAAUUUCCUCUUGACCAAAACAACUAGAUCAUUUGCAUAUGCCUGAGCCUCAGCAUUCUUUUGACCUGAUCAAACUGAUGGAUUAACAAUCAAUGACAGAUCAAAUGCAGUUUGUAGCAAUAUAUAAUGUACAUAGAGAUUAUUAACUGAUAUUUUAAUCAUAUGCAUAUUCCUCAUUGUAUAUGAUGUAUAAACACAUCAUUAAUUAUCAGUAUUUUUUCUAGAUUGUCCUGAUCCACAAUACUGUCAACGGAAAGCCCAGGGGGUAUGCCUUUAUUGAAUAUGAACAUGAAAGGGAUAUGCAUUGUAAGUUUAAGAUAUAUUACAAACAAUUCAUUCAAUGUUCCCACUCACAGCUAUUAAGAAUUAAUUUGCUUACUAAUGAUUGAUCAAUGUAAGUCUAGUUUGAAUAAUGAUGAGUAUGGAAUAGGAUGUAUUUACAGAUAUUACCACUUAUUGAAUUAACUCAUUUUUAAUAUGUAUUAGUGAAGCAUUAGGUUUGUAAGGAGCUCAGAGACACUUAUUUUGAAUGAUAUUCGCUUUAAUAAGCAAGAUCUUACAUGACACCACAUCACUAUUAUGGUAUAUUCUGAAGUCUUUAUUUUUUUAAAAUUCAGGACGAAUUUUUUUAUGGAAAUUUGUAUUAGAAAAAAUUAUUUAUAAGAGGACAAUUGCGUAUUGUGCACUAUUAUUUGAAGUUAAAGUAUGGUAAAAACAUGGUCUAUCAAAAUAACAGUGUAAGGCCCCAUCUAUUGCUAGAAUCGACCACUUUCGCAAACUUAUUUCGAUAGAUCACACCCUUUUGUGAAUACAGUUGUUCAAUAAAAUUUUAUAUGAUGGUUCUGAGCUUCAUGGUCAGUUUAUGUUUUUCAUUUGCAAGACUGUUUAACUUGCAGAAAAGCACUGUCAUUUUAAAAAACUUGCAUAGUUUAGUUUAUUGUCUUUUAUUUAUACAACUGGGUAAGUAUUGCAAUUUUUUAUGUAAUCUCAAGUCACAAUCAUCAUUUUCACUGUCUUAGCUAAACAUGAAAGUUUGUCCCAGUUAAUGCUACAUCUAGCUAAGAAAGUGAAAAGUGUUCCAUACUCAUCAUAUAAUAGUUUGAUCUAUCUAGAGGAUGAGUGGUUCAUUGAAUAUACAGCUUCUUUAUGUAGCCAGCAACAUCACUGAAAUACCAAAUGUUACAAUAGUCACACUGAAAUUAAUUUUUUCUAUUUUUUACACAGUCGAGCUGCAGGCAACUAAGUAGUGCCGAUUUGCCCCAAACUUCUGCUUUUUGCUGGCUAUAUAGGUUUGUAUGUGUGGUAAGAACCCUGCAUACAAAUAGUUCACAAGUUUUGUUGUUUAGCGGGGUGUCACUUGACAAAUAUUCAAAAUCAGUUUUUGUCAGUUAGGGUUUCUCUUAAAAUCAAACUAAACUACCUAAUUAGAUUUUGCUUAAUAUGAUCCAAAAGUAUUUUGAUUCACCUAAUUUUAAGUAAUAGGUGUGGUUUAAAAAACUGUGUUUCUAUUUACACUUAUAAAUUUUUGUCCUCAACCCUUUUGCCAACAUGGGCAAAGGUAUCUGACUUCUUGUACCUACAAAGACUCAAAGUAUUCACAAUUUUUGUUAAUAAUGGAGAUUCAGACAGGUGUGAUGUUCCAGCUUACUUUCAUUUCAUUUGGGACAUAUGAAAAAGCUCAUCACAUAUAAAGAUUUUUGCAUACAAAAGAGAUAUUUGUUCGCCUCAUCAGAUAAUUGUAGAAAAAAUGUAUAAAAACCAAUUGUUAUACAUAAACAUACUUAUUUGCCCAAGUAACACCAUAAACAAAGAUUCUUUUCGGGUUUAUUUGAAGUUGAAAACUGUGUUAUUGUAGUAAAUAAAAAGAUAAUGGUUUUAAAUUUACAUUGUAUUAUUAUCUUAAGGCAACAUUCCGAUUUUAACAUUAAAAAGUUGAAAAUCGUAGACAAAAUUAUUUAUCUUAAAAUUGAUGUUCAACACGUUUUCAAAAUUUUUCAGGAUUUUAAAACUUCAGAAAUUUUGAGGUGCCUUUUGUUAACCUUUAUCGAUAAAAUCGGGCUUUUUAUUAUUUUAUAGUCACAGAUACGUACCUAUAUAUAAUAUAUAAAAAAUUGUUGACCUACUAUUUUUAUGUGUUAACAAUAAGGUAAAUUGCCUCUAAAGGUACAUGUUUAAUAAACAUUUUCUAGUUUACUUUAAAACUGCUUUUGUUUAAAUUAAAAUGUAUUUAAACUGAUUUCAAAAUAACCUCCACAGCAGUUUCAAGAUAAUAAAGAUUUAAAUUUUGGUUUUAUUGACCGCUUUCAGUGCGGGCCCCUUUACGCUGAAGAAGAGUUCAUUAGAAUGUUAUGGUUUAUUUAAAAACCAAUUAGUUGUAGUUGCAGUUUUAUUUUACAGUUUUGAUGCAUCCUUAAAAUACUUGAUAAACCAGUUCGUGCUACUUGUGCGAUUUUUGAUUAAGCUUAAAUUCUUGGGCAGAAAGUUAUAAGUGCAACUAGAAAUUAAGGUUGGUUUUUUAAUCACGCUGAGUGAUUGGGUAUGCGCGGAGUAAGUAAUUGCGCACCAGGUAAUUGCAAUGGUAAAAAUGGAAGCCUCUGCAGUUCGUGUGAUUAGAUUCAAUUUCAUCUUUUUCGUUUUCUUCCGUAAGUAAAAGGGUAGGUAUACUUUUUAUACCUAUAUUUUAUUCAAAGCCGCAAAAGUCAGCAAAAUUUUAUUUAGCAAUUGAGCUGUACUUUCGGUUACCCUCUCAGCUUCAUUUCCUCUGGAGAUGCUUUCCCAAUGAUUUGUCAGAUUGACCUUUGGCAGAAAGUACAGUGAAUUGUUACUGUUUUGUGAAGUCCGGUUAUUUUUUUAUUAUCCAGAUAACUUUUCAUGUUGUUUACACCCUAACUCCGUGAAAAACUACCAUACGUAUAAAAAAAAAUAUAUAAGUGAAUUGCAUACCUUACUAAAAAGUCGGUUCAGCAGCUGAACAUUUUUGUUGAAACCUCUCACAUACACAAAGUAAAGGGCAGUAUGAAAAUAUUGCUUAAAAAUCGGUAUAUCAUUUUUUUCGUAAAAUGAACGUGUCGAAACCCUCAUGUUUUCUUAGAAGCAGAAUCCAUUUUUUAGAUCUUUGAGCUAUUCGGAAAUUCGCUUUUUCCAAGAAAGUUAUCACGAGUCCUAAUUUAGAGGCACAAGAAUGAAACUAAAUCUUUUUUCAUUUAGUACCCUUGUAUCCAAAUCAAUAUUUCCUUGGAAAUUGAACCCAUCAUCUCCAAAUAUUAACGUUGAUGUAUUUUUUCUCGUAACGUGUAAAAGCUCGGGCUGUUCGACGGGCCUUUUAUGAAAAACAACAUGGCUAGUUGUUUACAACUAUUCAAUCGCUAAAGAAUUGUGAUUUUAGAAUACAAUUUACAGCUGCAUACAAACAUGCUGACGGAAAGAAAAUUGAUGGACGACGUGUAUUGGUGGACGUAGAAAGAGCUAGGACUGUAAAGGGGUGGUUGCCUAGGCGAUUAGGUGGGGGAUUGGGUGGAACCCGUCGCGGUGGACCUGACGUGAACAUCAAACAUUCCGGAAGGGAAGACAAUGAACGGGAAAGAGAACGGUACCGCUUGGAGAGAGAAAGAGAAGAAUGGGGCGGUGGCGGAGGAGGUGGAGGAGGAGGAGGGGGAGGAAGAGAUAGAGAUCGUGAUAGAGAAAGGGUCAGAGAUCGCGGAGAUGCAUUCGAAAGGAAAAGAUCUCGGUCUAGAGACAGACGACGGCGGAGUCGGUCAAGAUCGCCUCGAAGAGAAAAGAGACGUCGUAGCAAAGAUCGCGGCAGAGAUGAUGACGACAUUGAUGGAGGUAGACGAGAGAAAGAUAGGGAUAGGGAUCGCGAAAAGGACAGGAAAAGGAGAAGGUCUAAGUCGAGAGACAAGGACCGUGAGGCACGAAAACGUGAGAGGAGGGAGAGACGAGAAAGAGAACGAGGAGAGAGACUCGAGUAUAUCAAGACAGAUGAUGGAGGCGAAAUUAGGAUUAAAGAGGAGCCCAUUGAUGAUUAUGAUUAUAAUCAGUAUCAGCAGAACUACGAAACCGCGAAGGUGAAAUAUGAAGAUGAAGAUGAGCAGAAAUACGAACCGGAAGCCAAUGGUGGUCAACGGAAUAAUUACGAAGAAGAAUAUGAAGAAGGUGAAGCAUACUAAUCCUCCUGAGGCCCGAUAUCUUGGUUAAUUUCGUCUGUAAUUACAAUUAAUAUAAUUAGAAUAAGUGUUUACUCUAUUUUCAGGUAAGAUGGGAUAUCAAGUGUAGUACCUUUCCAGUCAGGUUGCUUUGUGCAUUAUUAAGUGUAUUUGGCUUGUAUGACACUUUUUUAGUAACAGAGAUUCGCCAAUAAAUGUGUGAUUGAA
Molecule: messenger RNA, 5688 nt
Organism: Acanthoscelides obtectus
Lineage: Eukaryota; Metazoa; Arthropoda; Insecta; Coleoptera; Chrysomelidae
Source: the annotation of a GenBank genome assembly